Molecule: messenger RNA, 1293 nt
Organism: Aureobasidium namibiae CBS 147.97
Lineage: Eukaryota; Fungi; Ascomycota; Dothideomycetes; Dothideales; Saccotheciaceae
Product: Aldo/keto reductase
Exons: 1
Coding region: 1-1293 (430 amino acids)
Biological process (GO): dehydro-D-arabinono-1,4-lactone biosynthetic process
Cellular component (GO): cytosol
Molecular function (GO): D-arabinose 1-dehydrogenase [NAD(P)+] activity
Source: RefSeq, a predicted model, not a curated record
AUGGCCUCAACAAUGCACAAGGGCAAGCCUGCCCAGCAACUAUCCACGAUUCUACCACCCCUCGUCUUUGGAUGUGCCGUCUUCAACUCACAAUACAACGAUGUUAACAAGCUAGACACGGUCGGCUUGGUGAAGGAGGCACUCGAGUUCGGUAUCAGAGCAUUCGAUACCAGCCCAUACUAUGGCCCUAGUGAGGAGCUGUUAGGUGCUGCUCUCGACACAGAAUUUGUGCGCGCACAUGUGCCACGCUCCGACCUGUUUUACAUCACCAAGUGCGGCCGCAUUGCUGGAGACGAGUUCGACUACUCCCCCGAAUGGGUCCGCCAAAGCGUCGCUCGCAGCCUGGAAAGACUCCGCACCGACUACCUCGACAUUGUUUACUGCCACGAUGUCGAGUUUGUGAGCGAGGACGAAGUCAUGGGAGCCAUUAAAGAGUUGCGUCGCAUCCGCGAUGAAGAGGGUACACUGCGCUAUGUCGGUAUCUCUGGAUAUCCCGUUCCUUUGCUCUGCUCACUCGCUGAGCGCGUUCUUCGCGAGACUGGCGAGCCUCUCGAUGCUGUCAUGUCAUACGCAAACUUCACACUGCAAAACACCACACUAGCGACGACUGGCAUUGCGCGUCUGCGUGCUGCUGGCGUCGACGUUGUGCCCAACGCGUCACCACUGGGUAUGGGUCUUCUGCGUCGCGCGGGUCCUCCUGUAGCGGGUCAGGGAGAUUGGCAUCCUGCGGGUCCUGGAGUCAGAGCGGCCGUUCGUCGUGCGAGUGACUUCUGCGACCGCCAUGGAGAACGUCUCGAAGUCGUCGCCAUUCGCUACGCGCUCGAAUCGUGGCUGACAGCUGGAGCAAGCGUCGGCUCCCGAGGCGAUCCUGCAUCCGGUGUCCCAUGGACCCGCGAGUCAAACGAACAAGUCGGAGGUCAAAAGCUCGGUGUUAGCGUCAUGGGUGUGAGUAACGCUGGUGAGCUAGAGAAGACAAUGUCAGUCUGGCGCAGUAUUCUCGAUGGUCUCGAGGGUGGUGAGGAAACCGUCAAGCUUGCUGGUCGCUGGAAGAGAGACCACGAGUGGAGCUUGAACCGCAAGCACGGUGUUCAAAUCAUGGCAGAUGGCAUUCAGGAGCAUCUGGCUGAGUACCUCGAUUUCGCAUGGGACAGCCCUGGCAAGGACUACGUCAACAAGAGGGCAGCUAAGACUUUGACUCCGCCCGAGGCCGUAGACUCCGCUUGGUUGACACCUGCUCAGAGCCCACGGGCCGAGCAAGACUUGCCUGAAGAGCUCAACCUUGCAGUCAGAUGA